Pteronotus mesoamericanus is the source of this 2764-nucleotide messenger RNA. It is a transcript of the gene GALNT11, whose product is annotated as polypeptide N-acetylgalactosaminyltransferase 11. Gene Ontology annotation, cellular component: Golgi apparatus. The coding region runs from base 418 to 2244 and encodes 608 amino acids. Gene Ontology annotation, biological process: protein O-linked glycosylation; regulation of Notch signaling pathway. The transcript is spliced from 12 exons. Gene Ontology annotation, molecular function: polypeptide N-acetylgalactosaminyltransferase activity; Notch binding. The record is from RefSeq and is a predicted model, not a curated record. NCBI's taxonomy places the organism in Eukaryota, Metazoa, Chordata, Mammalia, Chiroptera, Mormoopidae.
UGCGACAGCGACAGGUGCUCCCAGCGGCCUGCGCUGCGGGCGCCGCGUUCGCCGGGCUGCCCCGGGGCCGCCUGUCUGGAGAGGGCCCUUCUGUCACCCCUGCCCUGCUCCGCGGUCCGAGCGUUGGCAGCCCAUCGCCAGUCACAGCUCUCAGCCCUCCAGGCCGCCCCCUCGGGGGACACAGCUCCAGCAGCCACCGGGACCUCUCCCCGCGGCCGCUCUUCCGCGUCUUUCAUCUGCCCUUCGGGUCAGCCCGCGGCGUGCACCUCGCCUCGCUCUUCUGCGCUUCCCUGGCCCCUGUCCCCAGCGCCACCAGACCGUGACUGACGAAAAACAAAACCACGCCGCCUUGUUCCGCUGGAAGUGGAGUGUGCAGCUGGACGUUGACAAUGGCCCUCCGGCGAUGCUAGGUCUAUAAUGGGAAGCGCCACAGUGCGGUACUUCUGUUACGGGUGCCUUUUUACGUCUGCGACCUGGACGGUCUUGCUCUUCGUUUACUUCAACUUCAGCGAAGUGACUCAGCCGCUAAAGAAUGUGCCCGUCAAGGGGUCUGGGCCCCGCGGGCCGCCCCCCGAAAAGUCCUAUCCCCGCCUCGCUCGGGGUCCGGGUCGGGCGCUAGAAUUACGGUCCAAGGGGAACAGAAUUGACGAUGUGGUCGACAGUCAUAUUGAGGAUGCAGAGAAAGGCGACGUGCAGUUCUCUUCUGAAUUGGGCAUGAUUUUCAACGAGCGCGACCAGGAGCUGAGAGACCUAGGGUACCAGAAGCACGCCUUCAACAUGCUCAUCAGCAACCGCUUGGGCUACCACCGGGACGUGCCAGACACAAGGAACGCAGCAUGCAAAGCCAAGACGUACCCGGCGGACCUGCCGGCAGCCAGUGUUGUGAUUUGUUUCUACAACGAAGCCUUGUCUGCGCUGCUCCGGACCGUGCACAGCGUGCUGGACCGCACGCCCGCCCAGCUGCUCCACGAGGUCAUCCUCGUGGACGACGACAGCGACAUUGAUGAUUUGAAAGGACAGCUAGAUGAAUUUGUCCAAAAACAGCUCCCUGGAAAAAUUAAAGUAAUAAGAAACCCAAAGCGGGAGGGAUUGAUUCGAGGAAGAAUGAUCGGAGCUGCCCACGCAACAGGAGAAGUGCUGGUGUUCCUGGACAGCCACUGCGAGGUGAACGUGAUGUGGCUGCAGCCCUUGCUGGCGGCCAUCCGCGAGGACCGGCGGACGGUCGUGUGCCCGGUGAUCGACAUCAUCAGCGCGGACACGCUGGCCUACAGCUCGUCCCCCGUGGUGCGCGGGGGCUUCAACUGGGGGCUGCACUUCAAGUGGGACCUUGUUCCCCUCUCCGAGCUCGGAGGGCCGGAAGGAGCUACCGCGCCGAUAAAGUCCCCCACCAUGGCCGGCGGGCUGUUCGCCAUGGACAGGGGCUACUUCGACCAGCUGGGCCAGUACGACCGCGGCAUGGACAUCUGGGGCGGCGAGAACCUGGAGAUAUCGUUUCGGAUCUGGAUGUGCGGGGGCCAGCUCUUCAUCAUCCCCUGCUCCAGAGUCGGGCACAUUUUCCGAAAAAGGCGGCCGUACGGCUCCCCGGAAGGCCAGGACACCAUGACCCACAACUCCCUGCGGCUGGCGCACGUCUGGCUGGACGAGUACAAGGAGCAGUAUUUUUCCUUGAGACCGGAUCUGAGGACAAGAAGCUACGGGAACAUCAGCGAGCGUGUUGAAUUGAGGAAGAAGCUGGGCUGUAAAUCAUUCAAGUGGUACUUGGAUAACAUCUACCCAGAGAUGCAGGUGUCGGGGCCCAACGCCAAAGCCCAGCAGCCCGUCUUCGUCAACCGGGGGCCGAAGCGCCCCAAAGUGCUUCAGCGGGGGCGGCUCUAUCACCUGCAGACCAGCAAGUGCCUGGUGGCCCAGGGCCGGCCGAGCCAGAAGGGGGGCCUCGUGGCGCUGAAGGCCUGCGACUACAGCGACCCCAACCAGGUCUGGAUUUAUAAUGAAGAGCAUGAACUGAUCUUAAGUAACCUCCUCUGCCUGGACAUGUCAGAAACGCGGUCGUCAGACCCACCACGACUCAUGAAGUGCCACGGGUCGGGGGGGUCCCAGCAGUGGACCUUUGGGAAGAAUAAUCGGCUGUACCAGGUGUCGGUCGGACAGUGCCUGAAAGCAGUUGACCCCCUGAGUCGCAAAGGCUUCGUUGCCAUGGCGAUCUGUGACGGCUCCUCCUCCCAGCAGUGGCACUUGGAAGGUUAAGGCGGACCCCGUGCUGGGACUGCCCCUCGGGGGGACUGCCCCUCGGGGGGACUGCCCGGGGAGAGGGGCCACCGGGAGGCAGCGGCAGCGACACCGACACCGUGGGAGUGAGACGCCGGGACCGCAGGAGGGGAGGCCUAGGGCGGGGUCCUUUCAAGGCGGCUGUUAGGGAAUUUCUCACUUAUGGUAGAAAACCAACAGUUUUAACAUAAAGAGGCAGGUUUAUUAGAAAGACAAAACCCAGGAAAUGCCAGGUCUGUUCAAAUUAAUUUAUGCUUCUUUUAAUUCCCUUUCAUAAUGGAUGGAAUGGUGUUCGAUUGGGACUUGUCAUAAUUUCCCUUCUUAGAAGACUUCACAGCAGACGGUUAAUUUUAAACAGAGUCCAUGUUACUUUUAACUUCAGAAGGAAUCAUUUAUAGGGUCAUAUUUAAGAGGCAGUCGACUAUUAUAAAUUAUUUUGAUUAAUUAUGGUACUAUCUACAUUUAAAAUAAAGGAUCUCUUUAAUUACUUACUAUCCUC